Messenger RNA from Lemur catta (Ring-tailed lemur), 471 nucleotides. RefSeq names its product persephin (gene PSPN). The coding region runs from base 1 to 471 and encodes 156 amino acids. Gene Ontology annotation, molecular function: glial cell-derived neurotrophic factor receptor binding; receptor tyrosine kinase binding; growth factor activity. The record is from RefSeq and is a predicted model, not a curated record. NCBI's taxonomy places the organism in Eukaryota, Metazoa, Chordata, Mammalia, Primates, Lemuridae. The transcript has 2 exons.
AUGGCCCCAGGGAUGGCCCUGCUCUGCUCUCUACUGCUGCUGUCACUGCAGUUGGGCCUGGGCUGGGGCCCCAAUGCCAAGGGGACUCCGAUGGUCAAGGGAGAAUCAUUGUCUGAGCAGGCGGCGGAUGCUAGAGGGACCCGGCUGGACGCCCACUGCUCCCCUGCCCGCCUGCGCCGAGCACCAGCCAGCCCGUGCCAGCUAUGGAGCCUGACCCUGCCAGUGGUGGAGCUGGGCCUGGGCUACACCUCGGAGGAGAAGGUCAUCUUCCGCUACUGUGCCGGCAGCUGCCCCCGUGGUGCCCGCACCCAGCAUGGCCUGGUGCUGGCCUGGCUGCGGGGCCAGGGCAGAGCCCACGGCGGGCCCUGCUGCCAGCCUACCCGCUACGCUGACGUGGCCUUCCUCGACGACGGCCACCGCUGGCAGCGGCUGCCCCAGCUCUCUGCAGCUGCCUGUGGCUGUGGCGGGUGA